AUGACAGUGAGCUGGAAAGAAGCAGUGGGACUGGUGGGCUCGUACGCUGUAUUGCUUUUCAGAGACAAUCUCAUGGUGAAAAACGUCACAGACCUGAGCAACUUUACUACGAAUGUAAAAUUGAAUCUCUUUUACCGCGCCUGCCGCUGUUUCUGGCGUCACGGCAAUUGGAAACACAACUGCAAUGACAGUGAGCUGGAAAGAAGCAGUGGGACUGGUGGGCUCGUACGCUGUAUUGCUUUUCAGAGACAUUCUCAUGGUGAAAAACGUCACAGACCUGAGCAACUUUACUACGAAUGUGGGGUUUACGGAUCUGAUACCUGGAGUGCUUUACUGUGUGGAAGUGGUCACCACAAGUGGACCUUUAAUGAACGCAGCCUCAAGGGUCUGCAACGCAACUUGGCCUGCAGCUGUUUCUGGCGUCACGGCAAUUGGAAACACAACUGCAAUGACAGUGAGCUGGAAAGAAGCAGUGGGACUGGUGGGCUCGUACGCUGUAUUGCUUUUCAGAGACAAUCUCAUGGUGAAAAACGUCACAGACCUGAGCAACUUUACUACGAAUGUGGGGUUUACGGAUCUGAUACCUGGAGUGCUUUACUGUGUGGAAGUGGUCACCACAAGUGGACCUUUAAUGAACGCAGCCUCAAGGGUCUGCAACGCAACUUGGCCUGCAGCUGUUUCUGGCGUCAUGGCAAUUGGAAACACAACUGCAAUGACAGUGAGCUGGAAAGAAGCAGUGGGACUGGUGGGCUCGUACGCUGUAUUGCUUUUCAGAGACAAUCUCAUGGUGAAAAACGUCACAGACCUGAGCAACUUUACUACGAAUGUGGGGUUUACGGAUCUGAUACCUGGAGUGCUUUACUGUGUGGAAGUGGUCACCACAAGUGGACCUUUAAUGAACGCAGCCUCAAGGGUCUGCAACGCAACUUGGCCUGCCGCUGUUUCUGGCGUCAUGGCAAUUGGAAACACAACUGCAAUGACAGUGAGCUGGAAAGAAGCAGUGGGACUGGUGGGCUCGUACGCUGUAUUGCUUUUCAGAGACAAUCUCAUGGUGAAAAACGUCACAGACCUCAGCAACUUUACUACGAAUGUGGGGUUUACGGAUCUGAUACCUGGGAGUGCUUUACUGUUGUGGAAGUGGUCACCACAAGUGGACCUUUAAUGAACGCAGCCUCAAGGGUCUGCAACGCAACUUAUUAG
This is a messenger RNA of Gasterosteus aculeatus aculeatus (three-spined stickleback), 1200 nucleotides long. The record is from RefSeq and is a predicted model, not a curated record. NCBI's taxonomy places the organism in Eukaryota, Metazoa, Chordata, Actinopteri, Perciformes, Gasterosteidae.